CGGCCGCUCCGCCGCGCACAUGGCCGGCCGCAGCGCCCACCCCCGCUGCCGCGCAGGCGCCGGGCGAGCCGGGACUUGCGGUCGCCGUGAGCGGAUCAUUCCGCCGUUUUCUUUGUGUGGCUGAAGCGCCAGAAAUGGCAUAUUUUCCGCUCCUCUGUUAAAAAAUCAGACCCUCCCGCCCCUUUUCUCCCGCUGGAACGGGGUCGGGGAGUGGGUAGGAGCGGGAUCCGCUGACGACUGCAGGGCGGAAAGUCCUCAGGCGUGGGGCUGACGAGGGCCGGGUCCGGGAGGGAUGCUGGGAGCUUUGACUCACUCGCACACCAUGUGUCCUUCCGCGCGCAGCACGGGGGACUUUUCGGUGGGGAUUUUGGGCGCCGACCAGACGCGGCAUUUUCGGAAAAUAGCGCCCUGUGCUGCUGAAGCGCUUUGUGUGUAGCGGGGCCGCGUCAGCCCGGCCGGGUACGAGGCGCCUCGGGUCCCCGCACCACCUCCUGCUGCCUCCCCGUCGCCGCUCCCGAAGCUUUUCCAGAUGUCCCUGGUAGAUUUGGGAAAGAAGCUUUUAGAAGCAGCACGAGCAGGUCAAGAUGAUGAAGUUCGUAUUUUGAUGGCAAAUGGAGCUCCUUUUACUACAGACUGGCUGGGAACUUCUCCACUUCAUCUGGCAGCACAGUAUGGUCAUUACUCCACUACAGAAGUACUGCUUCGAGCUGGUGUAAGUAGGGAUGCCAGAACCAAAGUGGAUCGAACACCGUUACACAUGGCAGCUUCUGAGGGCCAUGCCAGCAUAGUAGAGGUUUUGCUUAAGCAUGGUGCUGAUGUCAACGCAAAAGACAUGUUAAAGAUGACAGCUCUGCAUUGGGCCACAGAACAUAAUCAUCAAGAGGUGGUGGAACUUUUAAUCAAAUAUGGUGCUGAUGUACACACGCAAAGUAAAUUUUGUAAAACUGCAUUUGAUAUUUCAAUAGACAAUGGGAAUGAAGAUUUAGCAGAGAUAUUACAGAUUGCUAUGCAGAACCAAAUCAACACAAACCCAGAGAGUCCUGACACUGUGACGAUACAUGCUGCAACACCACAGUUUAUCAUCGGACCUGGCGGGGUGGUGAACCUAACAGGUCUGGUAUCUUCAGAAAAUUCAUCCAAGGCAACAGAUGAAACGGGUGUAUCUGCUGUUCAGUUUGGAAACUCUUCAACAUCAGUAUUAGCUACAUUAGCUGCCUUAGCUGAAGCCUCGGCGCCAUUGUCCAAUUCUUCGGAAACUCCAGUAGUGGCCACGGAGGAAGUUGUUACUGCAGAGUCUGUGGAUGGUGCAAUUCAGCAAGUAGUUAGUUCAGGGGGUCAACAAGUCAUCACAAUAGUUACAGAUGGAAUUCAGCUAGGAAAUUUGCACUCUAUUCCCACCAGUGGGAUAGGCCAGCCCAUCAUUGUGACCAUGCCAGAUGGACAACAAGUAUUGACAGUACCAGCAACGGACAUCGCUGAAGAAACUGUUAUAAGUGAAGAACCUCCAGCUAAGAGACAAUGUAUCGAAAUAAUUGAAAACCGGGUGGAAUCUGCAGAAAUAGAAGAGAGAGAAGCUCUUCAGAAACAGCUGGAUGAAGCAAAUCGAGAAGCACAAAAAUAUCGACAACAGCUUUUAAAGAAAGAACAGGAAGCAGAGGCCUACAGACAGAAAUUAGAAGCUAUGACUCGUCUUCAGACUAGUAAAGAAGCUGUUUAAUUGGAAUGAACAUGUAGUUUGAUUUAACUUUUGGUCAAGAAAGAAUACAAUCUUGAACUGUACGCAAUAAAGGUACAGUCAUGGGAAUACAGGAUAAUAAAAGAGACUACAGAUUGCUAAUUGGACUUAAGCCAUGAGCUCUGACUUCUUGUAACAUAAAACUUUAGAAGUUGUGAAAUGUAUUUAAAACUGAAUUCUGUAAAUAGUUUUUGUUUUUUUUUUACAGUUCCAAAUGAGUUGAUAAAGAUUGUUGAAGAGAUCCACAAACACAAUAAGCCACUGUUUUUGUGAAUUCUUUUUGAUUUUAGUAUGAACCAUAAUUUCUCAGAAACAGAACAGUUUUAAGGGUGAUCGUUGUUGAUUAGACCAAAUGUUGUUUAAUAAUUAUGGUAGACUAAUGCUGGAAUUACUCCUGUAGGUAUAAACUUCUAUAUGAAGAGAAGAUUUCUCCCAGGAAAUCUUUGUACAGCUUUAAGUUGUCUCAGAUUCUCUGAAAACAUUUUUUAGAAAGCAAAACUUUUAUAUUUGUUCAAUUUCAGCUAUACCCAAGUAGAUUUACAUGUAUAUGAGGCAAAUAUUUUUUAAACUUUCUGUUUGUACAUAUUCAGCAUGUUUUAUAAUUUCAGAAUGCAUCACUUGCAUAGGUAUUUUUCCCACAAAAAUGAUGAAAGUUAGCAGAAGAAAAAAGCCCUUUCACUCUAUAGGUCAUUGAAACUAAGUGAGCUAGCAGCUGGUUUUAUUGGAAUGACAAUGUUCUUGGAAGGAGCGGCUUACAAGAUAAUUUGAAUUUGUAAACUGCAAAAUCUAUGCUUUUUUGAAAAUUUCAUAGUGGGGACGUGAAACUGUAUUCUGUGCCUUCCAUCAUGAUUUCCACAUGAAAGCACUUUAAGGCACUGGAUUUUAAGAUAAUGUUUUUGGAAAACUCAGUUCAUAUGGGUUUCUGAAAUAUUUCAUGGACUUAUUUCCCCCAAGGAAAUUAUUCUUAUGGAAAAAAGUUGCUUUUGUAUGUAGAACAUGAACCUUUUGUACUACAGUGAUGCUAUAGAUAUGUCUAAUGUAAUUUUACUUUUCCCUGUGAAAGUUCAAUGUCUGUACUGUGACUUCCUCUCACCACAGUAUUGUUGAAUUCCACAAUGUAUGGACAUUAAACACUGACAGACUGUUUUUUUUUUUUUUUUUUUGGUAAAACACCUUUUAGCCCCUUUUCUUGCUUUAUUUUUCAGUGUUUUAUUGCUUUAUGAAAAUGUUUAACCCUAAAACCUCUCUAGAUUAUCUAUACUGUAUAAAAAAGCAAUUACCCUUAAAACUGUACUCUGGCCUACUUUUCUAUUUUACAAUUAAAUAUCUUUUCCACAUAUGUUCAGUGACUGCAUUUUAUUCACACCUUAAAAUUUUAUUCUAUUG
Messenger RNA from Carlito syrichta (Philippine tarsier), 3121 nucleotides. RefSeq names its product GA binding protein transcription factor beta subunit 1 (gene GABPB1). Bases 530 to 1717 code for a protein of 395 amino acids. The transcript has 9 exons. The record is from RefSeq and is a predicted model, not a curated record. NCBI's taxonomy places the organism in Eukaryota, Metazoa, Chordata, Mammalia, Primates, Tarsiidae. Gene Ontology annotation, cellular component: nucleus. Gene Ontology annotation, biological process: positive regulation of transcription by RNA polymerase II. Gene Ontology annotation, molecular function: protein binding; transcription cis-regulatory region binding.